CUAAAUGUGUAAUUGUUGUGUUUGACCAUUUUUUUGUUGUCCACAAUUACUAAUUGUUUUGUUAAUUCACUGUAUGUGAAGCCAAGUUCUGCCAUGUUCAGUUGUUCACAAAAUAAAUAAAUGGCUUUUAACAAAAAAUAUAUGAUUUUAUUAUAAAAGGGGAAAUUGAAAUAAAACAGAGAAAAGAACAUUUUUCACAAAUUAGAAACAAAGAACCUCAAAUAGAAAGAUUGCCGGCCUUGAAGACUAAUCCAGAAUGGCUUCACAGCAGAAAAGGUUUUUGUAAACAAAAGUCAUCUGGACUUAGUUUUUUUAUUUGAAGGAAAAUACAGGAAGUGACAUAAUAAAACAAAACUUUCAGAAUAAUACGUUAGAAAAAAUGGAUUAGUUGCUGGAGAUGACAAGCAAAACCUGAACAGAAGAUGGGAGCAAUCACAACAAGCUGGAAAUUUGGUUGUUCAGCCAGGUUGCUGGUUUGAAUCCGGAGGCCUCACUUUCGCCUCGAUGCCGUUCCUCUGAAUCUAAGUCGUAGCAACAAUUUUGCAAAUAGUAAUUAUAGGAGCCUGUCGGAAGAUGGAGCAUCUGGUAAUAUCAAAACUUACUGAAAGCAUGGAGGAUGUGGUAUCUGCAGCACUUGUGGCCCUUUGAUUGAAGCAGGUAUUUGCUCAAGAAGGGGGUAUAUCGUAUGAUUGAAGAAGGGCAAAAUAAGUUGUAAAAUGAUGCCUUUAAAUCUAAACCAUGUAUUAAAACUCCAAUCAUUUUUAGAGGUAUUAUUUGUUCUUAAAAUGAUUCCACCAUGUCAGUUGCUAACUUCUUAAACUUCAUUUUUAAGAUUUUUUAUGAUAUUUUAUUCUUGUAUUAUACUGUCGGUGAAUAUAAAAGUAAUGACUCUGCAGAGUUAACAGUCUGUUCUGGUGGUAAAGAUGUGCAUUUGUAUUUCUCACCCGCAUGCUGGGGUCAGUGGAGCAUUGACAAGGGUGGGGGUUUGUACAGUCAGUCUUCCUGCUUCUUCAUUAAAGUGAGAAAAUGAGAAGCUGUCAUGCAAAUAAAUACAAGUGCAGUGCAUGAUGUCACCCGCCACCUGCCCUCAUCGACCAUUUUGUGAGCCCGCCGUUGGAGUCCGCCGCCGCGUCUGGUCUUCUCCGAGAAGAGCUGACAGAAGAAGACAGACUUCCUCCACAGAAGAAAGUCCCUGGAGGGUGUCAAGGAAGCUUGUUUUCUAUUCUGAGAAUGCUAAUGUUAAUUCCAAAAUAACUUGAAGACUUACUCAACGAUCAAAAAGAGGAAGUGGUGAUUGGUCGACUUUCCGAUUAACGCCUGUGGAUACUGAAAAGCAGCAGCAGCAGCUCGGAGCUCUCAUGAAGACUUUGCGGCAGAACAUCUGGUUGUUGGUGGUGGUUGGGAUGAUUUUUGUGUCGGUGGUUAUCAGCCUCAUCUUCAUCAUCAUCAACAUAUGUAUAUCCAGACGGGGCAAACAGACAUUUGUACCACUUCAAAGAAGAUCUGACAGCAAAUUGAAGAGCAACAAAUAUCAGGAGAUAAACGUUUUCCAAGGCACACCUCCUCUGCCGCCGCGGACGCAGUUUCUCCUUGCAGAAGCUCAAAGCUACGAGAAUCUUGCAAAAGGAACUGAAGAUGAGGAAAGCUUGGGUAACUAUGAAGAGAGCGUGGACCCGCCGCCCGACUUUGGGAACAGGAAUGAUGGCACUGAGCUCUACUGUGAACCAGAUCCAAAAACCGAAUCUGGUCCUGCAGCAGACCAAAGCUACGAGAACCUGAGUGAGGAGCACGAUUACGAGGAGAGCACUGACCAGUUUGACUAUGUGAAGGUUGACGAUGAGCCAGAGACUUCUCCUCUUCCAUCCCAGAAUACUUCAGAUCUGAAAGUGCAGUCUCAGUCAGGUUGUCCAACUCAAAGCUACGAGAACCUUAGUGAGGAGCACGAUUACGAGGAGAGCAAUGACAAGUUUGACUAUGUGAAGGUUGACGAUGAGCCAGAGACUCCUCCUCCUCCAUCCCAGAAUCCUUCAGACCUCAAACUGCAGUCCCAGGGUUCUCCAAGUCACAACUAUGAUGACUUAAACGAGGAACCGGACUACGAAGAGAUUGACGACCAGCUGGAUUACGUGAAGGUUGACGACGAGCCAGAGACUCCUCCUCCUCCAUCCCAGAAUACUUCAGACCUGAAAGUGCAGUCGCAGUCAGGUUGUCCAACUCAAAGCUACGAGAACCUAAGUGAGGAACCGGACUACGAACAGAGUACAGACGACCAGCUGGACUAUGUGAAAGUGGAAGACGAGGAGAACCCCUUUGCACACCCACCAGAUGCAGCAGCAGAGGACUCCAGCUCUGAGGACUACGACGACAUUGGAGAAACAUCAGACGGCAAAGAGGAGGAUGAGGAUGAGGAUGACUAUGACGACGUGGCAUAAGACCACAAGUUUGACUGUCUUUUUCAAAUCUGCGGAGCAGGGAUUGACUUUAUUAAAAAAAAAACAUAGAUUAGAAGAGAUCCUCUCUGGAGACACAAACAUUACAUCUUGUUAGAGGUUGAAAGCUUCUCCAGCAUCUUAAUUUCUUUGUUGCAUCACCAUGAAAUAAUUCAGUUUUUCCUUCAGAUCGUAAUAUUUUCAAACUACUUUAAACGAAAUUCAGCAACAACAAUGACUUUAAAUGUCAGAAAUCCAGUAUUUCAACCUUAAGAUUGAAGAACCAAGAAAGAGUAGACUACAUGUUUAUCAUAGAGGGUCUAUUCAUUUAUUCUCAGAUUGUGUUGUUUUCUCUAAAAACAUCACCUUGAACCUUCAUUUAAUCGUUUAGGUAGUAAAGUAUUUAAGUAUUAAAAUUGUACAGAUUCACUUCAUUCACUUAUUUUUACAGUCUCUAUUAAUUCAGAAAUUAUUUACUUAUGAACAUCAUGGAAUAUUCUGGAAGUUCUGUAAAUAAAAUGAUUUAAAGUCGUGA
Molecule: messenger RNA, 2964 nt
Organism: Oryzias latipes (Japanese medaka)
Lineage: Eukaryota; Metazoa; Chordata; Actinopteri; Beloniformes; Adrianichthyidae
Gene: scimp
Product: SLP adaptor and CSK interacting membrane protein
Cellular component (GO): membrane; immunological synapse; tetraspanin-enriched microdomain
Source: RefSeq, a predicted model, not a curated record